AUGUUGGGUAUAAAAUCGAUUUUAAAUAUAGCUUUCACGGAAGCAGCUAACUCUUUCAAUCAACAAACUAGAAACACAUUUAUUUUAAGACGAAAAUGGCCACCGCCAUUGCAUAAAAAAGGUGGCCGACCUUCAAAAUUAAGAGCCAGACACUUUGUUUAUGACUUAGUGGAAGAUACGAAUGUUGUGAAAAAACCUGACAUAAAAAUAAUAUUAAAUCAAUUUGUUGAUGGUGUUGGAGACACAGGGGACAUGUUAAGUGUCAGACCAACUAAGGCUUAUAGGGAGUUCCUGAUUCCAGGUUUGGCUGUUUAUGCCAGUCCAGCAAACAUUGAAAAGUAUAAGGUUGAUGAGAGCAAGCCAAAGGCUGAAAGCACUUUCAGUUCUCCUUAUGUACCUCGGACCAUGGGCUGCUUAUCCCGCCUGGUGCUCCAAAUAACCAUGAAUAAAACUGAACCUUGGAUUCUAGAACCUUGGCACAUAAGGACAUCUUUCCGAAAAGCAGGUUAUGUGGUGCCUGAGCAUGCAAUAAAAAUGCCUCCAAUACAAAUUAAAGGUCCAGAUUUGUCAUUGCAACAUAAGGAAUUUUACGUUACUGUUCAGAUUAAUAAUACUGAAGAAGUAAAUGUGAGAUGUAGGAUUCACCAUUGGGCAGCUGGUGUUGAUAAACUGCCAUGGGAAGAAUUUCAUUGGAAGAAACCUCGUGAAGCUCUUAUACCCGAGCAAGCCGAAGUUUUGGAGAAAAUACCGCUACAU
Molecule: messenger RNA, 756 nt
Organism: Iphiclides podalirius (scarce swallowtail)
Lineage: Eukaryota; Metazoa; Arthropoda; Insecta; Lepidoptera; Papilionidae
Source: the annotation of a GenBank genome assembly